AAGUGUUUCAGAAGGGUUGGUUAAAUGUUGGACGCUGACGGGGUUUGGUGGGGCAGCCGCCGUUACCGUAUCCCGCAUCCGUCCCUCUUUGGAUAUGUUUUUAGAUACACCAGCACAGGGGGCUAAGGAUCGUACCCUCAGAAACGCUUUCAGAAUUCCAGAAAGAGGACAAACACCAAUACGGGUUUUAGAAAACAAGAUGGCGGCACCUUGUAAACAAUACCUUUUUUAUUUUUCAUCUAAUGUCCUUAUACAAGGUUUACCUUCGAUGAAAUAAAGAACACGUGUUUGGAGGUCGAUUAAGCACUUGUGCGUGCAGACAUGUUCCCGAUUAUAUCAUUCCUCUGUCUAUAGACUGGGUGGGCCGAGAGUAACAUCUGUGUGACGUCUAUACAAAGGCUCUGUGCUGCGCGUCAACCGGCCUUGUUGAACCGGGUUUGCCAGUCAACACAGUCCGCUUUGACCGCAUGUGUCACUGUCGUGGAACCGAGGAUAACACCUUUGGAAACGCAUAGUUCACCGCACAAGCAGUUGAUCCGAAUAAGCAAAAAUGAGAAACGAACCAGUUGGAGUGUCCUGCAGACAGUUCCUGGCCAACUGUUUGUGCAGACGACGCAACUUCUUUGGGUUGAUAGGGUUGACACUUCUCCUCGGCAGCAUCUUCAUGUCAACACUCAAGUAUAACCCCCGAAGGGUGUACUCCAGUUUAUUUACUCAAUACCCGAUAAACAAAAGUACUGAUACCCCACCUGCUGAACGAAUAACAUACCAGAAUAUUAACUAUGAUAAUAAAGACUGUAUAUACCCUGGAAUAUGUCGUGCUCCACCUGCGAACGGCACAGUCUAUUUCCGGUAUUUUCGGAAUGCGACAUUCUACCAAAAACUCAACGAAACUGUUGAUCUUAAAAGAUCAACAACUCAUAACGAAUCUGUGGUGCCUAAUAUAGUUCAUGUUACUUGGUAUGGUGGACCAAAGAGAAACACGUUUUUAUUUCAUCAUUUAAUAUCAUUGUUGUCCAUCCGAAAUGUCCUGAAACCUACCCGCAUCCUGUUUUGGUGUGAUCUCAUUCCGGAAGGGACAUAUUAUCACCAGACAAGGGAACGUGUUCCGGAGAUUGUACUUGUGGUCAGGGAUCCUCCAACAGAAAUCAUGGGACGUGAAAUCAAAGUUCCUGAACAUCAGUCGGAUAUUGUCAGACUUGAGGCGAUCUUGGAGUUUGGCGGAACCUACGUUGAUCUCGAUGUGCUCGCUGUUAAGUCCUUCCAACCACUGUUCCGCUACGACGUGACGAUGGGGUACGAGACUCCAGGCGGCCUCUGCAACGGCAUUAUGGUGGCAAAGCCGUGGGCUGACUUCAUGAAGAUCUGGUACAAGGAAUACAAAACAUUUAAUGACAAGGUCUGGGGCUACCAUUCUGUCGUACUUCCAGCCCAAUUGGCCCACAAGUACCCCAAUCUAAUCCAUACUGAGGCUACGUCCAUGAACCAUCCAAACCCAGGAGAAAGCUUUGCUCUUCAAUAUGGGGCAAGUCCCUUUGAUUGGCAAAAUAAAAACUAUGCUGUUCAUACAUGGAUCCGAACACAGUUAAUUGCCCACAAAUUGAACGCUUGGUCCAUAAGAACAUGGGAUUGUGCAGCAGGAGAGAUGUUCCGGUAUAUUUACUUUGGAGACAAGGCCCUAAUAGCACCCAUUGACUAGGGGACUCCAGUAGUAACAGUUUGAGGGUUAAACUGUUCAUAAGACACAAAUUGAACGCUUGGUCCAUAAGAACAUGGCAUUGUGCAGCAGGAGAGAUGUUCCGAUAUAUUUACUUUGGAGACAAGGCCCUUAUAGCACCCAUUGACUUGGGGACUCCAGUAGUAACAGUUUGAGGGUUAAACUGUUCAUUAGACGCGAGGAUGUGAUAUUGUUUAUGGGUUACUGGUGCGUGCCAGGAGAGACUAUGUUUUUUUUAUGUGUUCUCGAUUGUGACAUGUAAAACAGGAAUCAACACAUGUUAUUUGUGACACAUAAUGCAUUGCAAUCGGCAAGAGCAGGUCAGUUAAGAUGUUUCCAUGCAAGUAAUGUCUUGUUUGAAAUUCAUGUUCGCGAUCUCCUGGUGUCAUCUCUGAUUUUUAGUGAUCAUCCAUUUUAACUUUUGUUUUGCCUUUUACGCCCAAUGGAAUCUGUUUCGGCGGGUAAUCGAGACUGGUUAUUAUCUGGCGUUAACGUUUUAUAUUCAGUCCGUUGAUAAUGAUAAUGUCUAUUUAUCUUAUUUCCAAUCUUGUUUUGAUGUUACAAAAAAGCAAUUUGUUUUGUAACAUGUAUGCAACAGUUUUGAAGUUUCUGGAAUCGCAUGACCUCCAUUUUUCCAAAAGAAUAAAGCCUGUUUUUAGAUGAUAAGCAAAUAGUUGAUUACUGUUUCAUAUAUAUAUACAAAGUUCCUAAUAACGUAAUAAUAAUCAAUAAUAUAUGUGUAUUUAAUUCCACUAAGUGGACAUUUAGAUACAAGUGGAAGCAGCAUUUUUGUUUGUUUUCCCGCAAAAUUAACUUCAUGUUGAUAAUGAACCUACACCUUGAGUUGAAACCGCUAGCCAGUUAAAACGGUGUUCAAUUUUACACCAUGUCUCUUACUUAUUUUAUUGCUAUAUAUACACAAAGAAAAAACUUAAGCACACCCCUAUUGCUGGAACAUGACAAAUGGCAAAAUCAUAGCAUGGGAUGACUGACCACAGGAGCUUGGCGACACCAAUGUCAUUGGAUAGAACAAAUAUUUGACAACAAAUAAAGAAGCUAUUGGAGGUUGUGAUUAUUACAAUGUACCGACAAUAACAUCAUUGUAACACCGGUACUGUUUUUGACCUUAGACAAUACCUAAAAAAACGUAUGGAGCUGCAGGAUUAAGUAAACGAGUUCCGUUUGAUGUUUCAUGUGAAAAUGUUCCUCAAAGUCUCUACUUGACAUGACACAUGAAACAGAUCAGUAGCUGGUAUUUCCGUCACGUACCCGGAUGAUGCAUUCCACCCUACGUCUCAUGCCUCCAGUCAGACGUUGGAUCUGUUGAUGGGUCAUCAACAGCCACUCCUGAGGCAAUGCUGCUUUCAAUUGGCGUAAAUCUUGUUCCCGUACGCGCCGCCCCAGAAUAUCCCAAACAUGUUCAAGGGGGUUCAAAUCUGGGCCCAUUGCUGGCCAGGGAAGAGUCGUUAUUGCAUUGGCCCUCAUGUAAUCCACGACUGCAUGUGAAGGAUGAGGCCUGGCAUUGUCAUCCAUGUACUGAGGUCGAGUAGCAAGAGGGUGGGUGUCAAAAUGAUGAACGACGACUGGCCUCAAAACGCCCCGGAUGUACUGAGCCCCUGUUAAGUUGCCCCUUAUGCUGACCAAAUCCAAACGCAAUCAUGAGAGAUACAUCCCUAAACCAUUACCGAACCCACGCCGUAAUGUUCCUGGGGGUGUAGGCCGUGUUCCGGUGCCUCCAAACUCUCGUUCUUCCAUCAGUGAUGUGGAGCAGAAAGCCUCUUUUGUCAGACCAAUGGAUCCGUCUCCGUGGUGAUCUCUCAACAAGGGGCGCUUUAUGACUCGUCUAGCCCUCAGUCCUGUUGCUUUCAGUCGAUUCCUGACGGUUCUGGUGCUGAAACGACGAUUGGGCAACCACAGCUGUUUCAGACGAGUACUUGUUGAAAAGGGUAAUCGGCGUAUGAGACGAUGUGUCGUCACAAGAGGUCUUCCGGAUCUGGGACGGUCCUGUACAUCACCGGUCUGAUCAUGUUUCUCGUCUAAACGGCAUAUGACAGUGUGAUGAUACCCUAAAUUCCGACCAAUGGCAUUACAAGACAUUCCUGCGUUAUGCAUGCCGAUUUUUUGCCAUCUUUGAUAAUCGCCUUCGUGCCAUGAUCACACAAUGUCAUGGAAUAACUGUUUAAAACCGAGCUUAAGAAAGCAGUUUUAACGUUUGGAAAUACUGCUUUUAGAGAAACUCGAGGGUAACAUGCUGCACGGGCAUACCAUGCAUGACACGUGAGCUUUCGUGACGCAUGACUGAUUACAUCAUCUCGAGAAAACAUAAUUCUUCCCGUAAUUAUAUCUUUCAUGACUGUUACAAAUAUUGGGACCAAACAAUAAUGAAAUAUAUUAGGGUGUGCUUAACUGUUUUCUUUGCGUAUAUUUAUAUGACGUCGUAAAAGUGGACGACGUUAUUCGUGAGAGGGAAGUGUCUUGUGAGUAUAUAUAUACUCUAUGUUACUGUCUUUCCAUUUUACGAAAUGUUUAACAAUAACAAACAUUUACGAAUGGAAAAAGAACAGCUAUUCAUCAGGCUUUUGAAACCUAAACUUAAUUUAAAAGUAUAAUUUUCAAAACUUUCCCAUGUACCUCAACGUGUAUUUGUGCACCAACGCCAUAAUGUAUUUGUACCUCCUUCUAUUAUUACUAACUUUGACGUCAAAGGUUUUAUGACGUCAAAAACAUAACGCUGGGUGUCGCCAAGGACUACGGUUUACUCAUCCCUCUAUUAUGACGCCACAAAUACCACUGUUGUGCGUCGCCUAGGACAACAAUGUAAGCUAAAGUUGUUAAUCACACUCCGGCGCACAGGUGACUUGACAUAACACCAUAUGCUAAUUUGACCAGACUUUUCUCUUGUUUGUAAACAAACGCGC
Molecule: messenger RNA, 4635 nt
Organism: Haliotis rufescens (red abalone)
Lineage: Eukaryota; Metazoa; Mollusca; Gastropoda; Lepetellida; Haliotidae
Exons: 4
Coding region: 551-1699 (382 amino acids)
Source: RefSeq, a predicted model, not a curated record